AUGCCUAUAGAAUCUCUGAUGUUGGCGGCCGCAGGCCUUGCCUCGCUACUCCCUACCCCUGGCGAAGUCGCCAGCGCCAUCACAAGUAUUGGUACAGAGCCUAUUAAAAAUUUAGGAAUAUUCUAUCAGAGCAUCCAGGAGGGCGAGGCGGCGAGACAGCAAGCAAGCACAACCAAGAUUCUCAACAAGCAUCUCCCAGACCAGAUCAAUGACAACCGCAACUAUAUGAACAGCCUCACAGAGCUCAAUCAUGCUAAAAUUAGCAAUGUCAGGCAGCUUAAAGACCAUUGGGAAAGGAUGGCCGACGCUCAAGUUCGUUGCUUGGACACCAUAGAGCAAACUGCUGGGAGCAUCGAUGGAGCAGUUUGGUUUUUAUCCAAGUCUUUCUCCAAGUCUUUCUCUACGACUGCAGAGAACAUACAGAAGGAUGCCAGGAGCAUCAACGAAGCGGUGUCGUCUACAUGCAAUUCUGUCUCCGAGCCCGCAGACUCAAUCAAGAAGGCUGCGCAAGAGAUUGUUCCGGAAAUUCAUGGCGUGCGUCUCAUAGCCAAGUCGCUAAGUGUGAGCGUUGUGGCCAUCGCAGCCAUCAUGGAGCAGCUGCUGGAGGAGGUCAAGCAAGUGAAUCACAAUCUGGCGAAUAUCCGAGAGGAACUCUGGCGCACCAACGUUCUCACCUCGUCUGGCGGCGCGGGCAAAAGUGGAUUCGCUGAGAUCGUAUAUAAUUUUGUCGACAUGGAGGCGGGAAGAGCCCAGUAUAAGAACGAUUGCUUCUUUGUCUGGCAUCCUGAUACCUCGUGGCAUCCAGCGUUUUAUGCAAAGGCCAAGGACACGCCACUGCCGGCUACAUUUUUGGGCGAGUCGGAUUGUCUGGACCGGCUGUAUAUUGCUAUGAAGGCUCUUCGGCAGGGAAUGAGGGAGCAGGGCAAUGAUCCCAGCGACGUUACGUUUCAUGUCUUGAUUCCGUCUUGGUACAAUAUCACGCUCACAGAUCCUCUUCAUUUUCCUGACGAGGUUCUUCCUCUGAGGCUGGUAGGACCAAAGCACGAUGGAAGCAAACCCUUGGUGUCAUUUGUUCUUCCUCAUCCACAGACAGCCUUGACUCUACAAGCGGUUGCAAAUAUCUUUGAGGAGAAGCCUCUUGAUCGAGAUACAGCAGAAAAUAUUCAGAUGACAACAAUCGUGACAUCGAGCCUAGGAACUAGCGCUGCCGGAGUGAUAAUGGGAGAGAUGGCGAUAAGAGCACGAGUGCUUGGGUCACAUCGUGAGCUGCAUCCGGAAGGGGAGGAAGCAGACUAG
Molecule: messenger RNA, 1296 nt
Organism: Trichoderma virens Gv29-8
Lineage: Eukaryota; Fungi; Ascomycota; Sordariomycetes; Hypocreales; Hypocreaceae
Exons: 3
Coding region: 1-1296 (431 amino acids)
Source: RefSeq, a predicted model, not a curated record